CUUCGACAAGCCACCGGCUUCCUGUCCUCGUCGAGGCCACUUGUGUUUGUGUUCUUCAGGUCUGUAUUAGGCGGCCCGGGCCACAUUACAGCUGGAUCAGUCAUUACAUGGAAAGUUCUACCAUCUUCACACCAUACACACAACGUCGCUCUGGUUAUUGCGUGGUGAAUGAAGAUGGCAGGGAAAGAGGUACUGUGGCACGAUAUCUCUCUUGAUGUGGGCUGGGGAAAGCUUCGUGGCAAAACGUGUAUUGUUGGAAAUUUUGACGAUAAGGAUAGUACAAAGAUUUUAGGUGUGCAUGGAUGGCUUGACAAUGCUAAUACCUUUGACACACUUGUACCCCUCUUACCAUCUGGGAUAGAAAUGUUGGUUCUGGACUUGCCAGGACAUGGCUUAUCUGACCAUCUGCCCCUUGGCGCUCGUUAUGAUCCCUUUACGUAUGCAUUUAAUCUUCGGACAGCAAUUUGGAAAUUAGGAUGGAAGAAAUUUAUUUUAAUGGGACACAGUAUGGGUUCAGCUGUGUCAAAUUAUUUUACUGCCCUCUUUCCUGAAUAUGUAGUGGCACUCAUUAAUCUAGAUUUUAUUAAGCCAGGUCAUAUUGCUUCAAAAAUAGAAAGCUGGCGUAAUGAUGCACACAACAUUUUUAAAGCUGAGCAAGAGCAAAGGGAUCCAAUAGUGUUUACUGAAAGUGAAGCAAUAGAUCGCAUGGUGGCUGCACGUGUGUUCUGGGAAGGUGGAGACUCUCAUAUUGAUCAAGAUGCAGCAUAUGUACUUCUUCCCAGAUCUGCACGUCAGGUUGAUGGAGGAUAUAUCUGGACCCAUGACCCAAAGGCUCGACCAAAUUUUCUAUCUGUGUUUACCAAUGAUAACUGGCUACAUGCCAUAUCUUCAAUCAAAUGCCCAGUUUUGGUGGUUCGAGCCACAGAUGGUGUUUGUUUCCUACCUAAAACAUAUUACCAAAAAGAAUUAAAUGUGUACACCAAAAAUGCAAAGUGGUUUGAUAUUACUGUUGUGGAAGGGUCACAUCAUGUGCACUUAACUCAUCCAGAGCGGGUAGCACCAGAUGUGUCAGCCUUUAUUGAAAAAGUGGCCAAGUGUACCCUAGGCCAGAUACAUGCAAAAUUAUAAAUAUCCUUCGAAGCAAACAAGGAAAAUUUCUUUACUUGAAUUUACCCAAGGGCUGCUAUCUCUCUAGUGGUCUCAAUGAAGACAGGAAGCCAGUGGCUUGUCAAUGGACCCCUAUUUGCCCUGAUGAUUUUGUAUAUUUGGAUCUUAAAUGGCAGCAGUGUUUUGGCAUUAACGACUUGGGGAGAUACAGUAAGCAGUUCCAUGGGUGUAAAAUGUCUUUUGGUUUCUGUCCUAUAUUGUGGCUUGUUGAGCUUAAAACUGUUGCUCCUUGUUUGUGAUACGUUUGAUCUUUUGAAGAUGUAGUCUGAAUUAAUAUCCUCUAAACUGUUCAAUAUUGUACUGGGAUUACUAGAUUGAGAUGAUCUUGCACACCACAUUACACAUCACAGUACAGUACAGUCUUCAGAAAUACCUACCGGUAAAUGGCAAAUGCCUUACAGCCGGUUUAGAUAUUGAGAAGCAUGUAACUAGUAUGUGUGUGGUUGUGGUACCUUCAUCUAAUAAGUGACAGGCUAGGGUACAGUAGUGUAAAUAUAUACUGAGGUCCCUGACAUAUCUACAACUGGUAGGCUACUAACAUAAUUUGAUUUUAUAAAUUCCUUGACAGUACUUCUCACUAGUAAAUAUAGUUUAACAUGUUGAAUACAUGUAAGGAUAUUUUUUAGUAAAGAAAAUAUAAUUUUAGGCAUUGAUCUAUUCAAGAAUAAGUUGUAUGAAUAUUAAUGAAAAUACAACUUCCACCUACCUAUAAUCCUCUUGUUAGUUUAUAUGACCUAUACACUAUGUAAUCAAAACUAUUGUAUUGUGCUAAAAUGUAUAUACUGUAAUAGUCAGAAAUAUAUCCAUAAAAUUUAUAGAAA
This is a messenger RNA of Procambarus clarkii (red swamp crayfish), 1988 nucleotides long. RefSeq names its product serine hydrolase-like protein. The record is from RefSeq and is a predicted model, not a curated record. Lineage: Eukaryota; Metazoa; Arthropoda; Malacostraca; Decapoda; Cambaridae.